GAGUGCAGGACCAGACCAGGCUUACAGAAAUACUCCUGCCAGCUGACACUGGACCCCAACACAGCACACAGAGAACUCUCUCUGUCAGAAGGGAACAGGAAGGCGACGCGGGGAGCAGAGCGACAGCCAUAUCCUGAUCAUCCAGGGAGAUUUGACUGGUGGGAACAAGUUCUGUGCAGAGAGAGUCUGACUGGUCGCUGUUACUGGGAGGCUGAGUGGAGUGGAGAUGGAGCCUGGAUAGGAAUGACUUAUAAAGGAAUCAGGAGGAAAGGAUUAAGUGUCGACUCUCGGUUGGGACGCAAUGACAAGUCCUGGAUUCUGCGCUGUGGUCCUGACAGUUACUCUGUCCAGCACAAUAAUAAACGGACUGUCAUACCCAUAAAGCCCUCAGGCUCCCGCAGAGUAGGAGUGUAUCUGAACUGGGGGGCUGGUGCUCUGUCCUUCUACAGAGUCUCCUCUGAUGGACUGACCCUCCUGCGCAAGGUCACCUCCUCAUUCACUGAACCCCUCUGUCCAGGGUUUGGGGUUCAUUUUAACUCCUCAGUGUCGCUGUGCAUGCUGGGAUAGCUUACUGCGUGCUUGAGGAAUAAUUUUUACUGUAUCACAUGUGACAUGUUACUGGUUCUCCAAGGUAAAUGUCUUUUUACCCUGUAUUAUUCAUUUUACUCUCAAAUGUAUGUCUGACAAAAAUAAAUGACAAGGAUGGGUCAG
This is a messenger RNA of Paramormyrops kingsleyae, 711 nucleotides long. The record is from RefSeq and is a predicted model, not a curated record. Lineage: Eukaryota; Metazoa; Chordata; Actinopteri; Osteoglossiformes; Mormyridae.